CCCUGGUUAAGACCAACCCCUCCAUCUCCAUGCAUCUCCAAUGAACAACAACUGGCAGCUCUCCGUGAUCUAUCUAUCUCCUUCCGGUAGCUUUUUUUGCAUUGGCCUUGCAAGUGCUUUAUUGCUAGAGUAGCUGCGCUUGCAUUAUUAACUAGAUAAGUUAGUGAUGGAUCUCGCGACGACCCCGGCGCGGCGGCGGCCCAUGGAGCCUGGACUGGCGCGGCGCCUGUGGCACGUGGUGGUCGCCGUGUGCCACAUACUGCGGCGCGGCCUCUCCCCCAAACGCAUCAUGAUGGACGUCCACCUCCUCCUGGGCCGCGGCAAGCUCGUCGGGAGGACGCUGCGCGGCCACCUCGCGCACCCGUCGUCGGGCCACCACCUCGCCACCUACGGCGCGUCGUCCUCGUCCUCGUCCACGCUAGCCUCGUUCUACGGCCACCCGCGGGAGGUGGAGUUCAGCUGCGCCACCACGCCGUCCUACCCGCAGCAGCACUACGGGCUUUUCCCCUCCAACAAGGCCCGCGGCGGCGGCGGGUACGGCGGCCUCGACGCGGCGGCCGUGGCGCGCGCGUUCGAGAUGCUCAGCAGAGCCGAGGUGGACGCCGGGGGCGGCAGCGGCACGCCGGCGACCGCGACGCCGUCGCCCAUGCUGGCGUGGAUCCUGGGCCGCAGCCCCGCCGGGGUCCGCCCGCUGCGCGUCACCGACUCGCCGUUCCCGGCCGUGGCGGGGGACGGGGACGGGUGCUGCGGCGAGCGCGUGGACGCCGACGCCGACGACUUCAUCCGCAAGUUCUACGAGCAGCUCAGGCUGCAGCCUACCGCCGCCACGCCGGACGCCCACCUGCGCCGCCGCGGUUAUUAGCUAUAGCUAGCUAGCGUCCUGGCGAGCCUUGCUUGUUCAUUCAGGCAUGCGCACACCUCAGCCGGCACGGCACUGCGUUGCUUCGGAAUCCGGCCGGGCGUCAGUGUGGUUUCGUCUUGUUCCGAUUGCUUGCUGCAACAUUCGAAUGUUCGUUUUGUUCCGUCACCCUGGAUCUGGCACAAGUGAUUCUUAAUUCUCUGGACAAGGAUACAGUUCAUAACCUGCCAAGAAAGCAGGAGAAUCAGUGAAUUAAUCCCCCGGUGCCA
Molecule: messenger RNA, 1128 nt
Organism: Zea mays
Lineage: Eukaryota; Viridiplantae; Streptophyta; Magnoliopsida; Poales; Poaceae
Exons: 1
Coding region: 167-862 (231 amino acids)
Source: RefSeq, marked validated